AUGACAAGACUAACCCAAGAGGAAUAUCAGAGAAUUAAAGAUAUUAAGAUAUUAGACCUGGAAAUCUGUGAUUAUCAGCACAUUAAUAUCUUAAACCUUGGCUGGGAAGUGUGGGGGAAAUGGUAUUGCCUGAAACAUGAGAGGGAGCAUGUUUUAUGUCCUAAAUUAUGUUUGCCGAGAAUAGAGGAGCCAGUAAAGCCUAAUCGUCCUUAUGAUUGGGCGAAUUGUUAUUUGUGCGGGAAAGAAUUAGAGGGAGCAAUAGUUAUAAGAUAUUGUGUUUGGAAUGUAUUGGAAAAGAGUUUUAUAAGAGAAUGGUGGGGUGGCAGAGGAAGAAGUGGAGGGAGUAUCGGAGGAGGGGCAGAUUCAUUUAUUUAA
Molecule: messenger RNA, 375 nt
Organism: Dentiscutata erythropus
Lineage: Eukaryota; Fungi; Glomeromycota; Glomeromycetes; Diversisporales; Gigasporaceae
Source: the annotation of a GenBank genome assembly